This is a messenger RNA of Daldinia vernicosa, 879 nucleotides long. RefSeq lists its product as uncharacterized. Bases 1 to 879 code for a protein of 292 amino acids. NCBI's taxonomy places the organism in Eukaryota, Fungi, Ascomycota, Sordariomycetes, Xylariales, Hypoxylaceae. The transcript has 4 exons. The record is from RefSeq and is a predicted model, not a curated record.
AUGCCGAAACAAAGCUACCCAGCAUUAAGCCAUCACGAAGAUGCCCUGCUCCUACGUUUCGAUCAUCAAGCUACUCUAGAGCCCAGGAUGGAUGCUCCGCGAUACGCGUGGAGUCUCGCGCGGCUCUUCGUGCGGAACCCAGCGCGAACCGACUCUGAACCCGGCCCUGUAAGACUCCGGAAAAUAUCCAACCCGCGACGUCUGCGACAGCUAUCGUGUGAGCUACCUACCCCUGGGGAGAUCGGCCAGGGUAUCUUUUACAGCCCGAAUUUGUGGUCGACAGUCCCAGCCCCCCGCGCGCGCAUUGACGAAGCGCUGGAGCUAUUCAUGCGUCGCGAAAGGAAAAAAAGGGUCUGGCUAGAACCGGUUAUUCGUGCUAAGCGAAGCUUAACGCGGGAGGAAGACUGCAUUGAUCUGAGGCAGGGAAAGAGAGUUAGCAGGGCUGAAACCGCCGUCGAGAACAAGGGUCCGCACGCUUUUCUGCGAGUUGAUCAUUAUCGUCUACAUUAUUCGAGCAUCAAAGUUGUCCGGCGAGAGACGACUGAGAUGCGUGAAUUGCAUGACUUGGAAGCGGAAUCCGAGGAGCGAAAACAGAGUCUUGCUACACUCGGUGAGAUUGAUAUUCGUAUCUUAGCCAUCGUCAGCGCUCAUGCCGCCUUUUUGGCUGACGGCGGUGUCAACGGCUCGAGGCUAGCCCUGCAGAAAACGUACGAUUUGCACAGAUUAGAUCGAGGCUACCCAAAUAAGGGUUUACCGACCGAUAUGAUGUGUUAUGUCGCAGCUCGCGCUAAUGUAAUCGACGGCUGUCCCGGAUAUCCGCAGGGUGCGGCCGCGUCUAGCGGUGGAGCUCUAGCCGACGCAACGGCGCUGCUGCUAUGA